This is a messenger RNA of Castor canadensis (American beaver), 2277 nucleotides long. The record is from RefSeq and is a predicted model, not a curated record. NCBI's taxonomy places the organism in Eukaryota, Metazoa, Chordata, Mammalia, Rodentia, Castoridae.
AUGGCUCUAAAAGGACAAGAAGAUUAUAUUUACCUUUUCAAGGAUUCAACGCAUCCAGUGGAUUUUCUGGGUGCAUUCAGAACAUUUUACGUGGAUGGAUUAUUUACUGAUAUUACCCUUCAGUGUCCUUCAGGCAUAAUCUUCCGUUGUCACCGAGCUGUUUUAGCCGCUUGCAGCAAUUAUUUUAAGGCAAUGUUCACAGCUGACAUGAAAGAAAAAUUUAAAAAUAAAAUAAAACUCUCCGGCAUCCACCAUGAUAUUCUAGAAGACCUUGUCAAUUAUGCAUACACUUCCCAAAUUGAAAUAACUAAAAGAAAUGUUCAAAGCUUGCUGGAAGCAGCAGAUCUGCUACAGUUCCUUUCAGUAAAGAAGGCUUGUGAGCAGUUUUUGGUAAGGCACCUGGAUAUUGAUAAUUGCAUUGGAAUGCACUCCUUUGCAGAAUUUCAUGUGUGUCCAGAACUAGAAAAGGAAUCUCGGAGAAUUCUGUGUUCAAGGUUUAAGGAAGUGUGGCAACAAGAAGAAUUUCUGGAAAUCAGCCUUGAAAAGUUUCUCUUUAUCUUGUCCAGAAAGAAUCUCAGUGUUUGGAAGGAAGAAGCUGUCAUAGAGCCAGUUAUUAAGUGGACCGCUCAUGAUGUAGAAAAUCGAAUUGAAUGCCUGUAUAACCUACUGAGCUAUAUCCACAUAGGCAUAGAUCCACUGUUUAAAACAGCGUUAGGCCUUCAAAGAACCUGCCUACUAACGGAAAAUAAGAUACGCUCUCUAAUAUACAACGCCUUGAAUCCUAUGCAGAAGGAGAUUUCCCAGAGGUCCACAGCCACCAUGUACAUCAUUGGAGGCUAUUACUGGCAUCCUUUAUCAGAGGUUCAUAUAUGGGAUCCUUUGACAAAUGUUUGGAUUCAGGGAGCAGAAAUCCCAGAUUAUACCCGAGAGAGCUAUGGGGUUACAUGUUUAGGACCCAACAUUUAUGUAACGGGAGGCUACAGGACAAACAACACGGAAGCUCUUGACACAGUGUGGAUAUAUCACAGUGAAAGUGAUGAAUGGACUGAAGGUUUACCGAUGCUCAAUGCCAGGUAUUACCACUGUGCAGUCACCUUGGGAGGCUGUGUCUAUGCCUUAGGUGGUUACAGAAAAGGGGCUCCAGCAGAAGAGGCUGAGUUCUAUGAUCCAUUAAAAGAGAAAUGGCUUCCUAUUGCAAACAUGAUUAAAGGUGUGGGAAAUGCUACUGCCUGUGUCUUACAUGAAGUUAUCUAUGUCAUUGGCGGCCAUUGCGGCUACAGAGGAAGCUGCACCUAUGACAAGGUGCAGAGCUACAAUUCAGACAUCAAUGAGUGGAGCCUCGUCACCUCCAGUCCACACCCAGAAUAUGGAUUAUGCUCAGUUCCGUUUGAAAACAAGCUAUAUCUCGUGGGUGGACAAACUACGAUCACGGAGUGCUAUGACCCCGAACAGAACGCAUGGAGAGAGGCAGCACCCAUGAUGGAAAGGAGGAUGGAGUGCGGGGCUGUCACCAUGAAUGGGUGCAUCUAUGUCACCGGAGGGUACUCCUAUUCAAAGGGGACAUACCUCCAGAGCAUUGAGAAAUACGACCCAGACCUUAAUAAGUGGGAAAUAGUGGGCAGCCUUCCAAGUGCCAUGCGGUCUCAUGGAUGUGUUUGUGUGUAUAACGUCUGAUUGAAUCUACAGGCUUGACCAGGUCCUCACUGUGUGGAGUAUAGUAAAAAGAAUGCAGCAUUUGGAGUCCCUUACUUGUUACUGUGGUUUGCCCCAUGACAGGGGAUUGACAAAUUCUAAUUCCUAUAAUCCUACCCAUUCCAAACCCAGUGAUGAAUGAUCAAGAAAAAUCUUAUGGAGAUGUACAGUUGAAUCAGUGGGGUUAACCUCUAUAAUCUCUGCUUUUCAAAGAUAGUAUGGAAUAGCUGACACUUGGUAAAAGGUGAAGUAUCUUGGAGUGAAUAUUUUCUUCCUGGUAGCAUCAACACUGGGUACAGGUCAAAGUCAUUCUAUGUAACAAGAUACCUUUAAAGAGCCUGUGAUAUAAUAGAUAGUGUAUACUAAGGUUCUAUUUAGCUAGCAGGAGUUUAAAAUUUAAAGAGGGAAUCUUCUCUACUUCUGUAAAAUGAACACUUAAAAAUUUUUCCCCUUAGAACUAUGUAGAUUGUGGACUUUAAGUACAGUUUUUUUCCUUCGUAAGUGUAUGUAAUUUAUUGUUACUAUUCUUUUCUUACUGACUACCAAGAUAUGCAAAAUCCUGUGCAAAAGAUUAUUACUGUUCAA